AUGGAGUCUGUAGUUCUGGAAACAAGCAUGGGCGACAUUCAGCUCGAACUUUACUGGGACCACGCCCCUCGCACUUGCAGGAACUUUGCUGAACUCACCAAAAGGGGGUAUUAUAAUGGAACCAUCUUCCAUCGCAUUAUUUCCGAUUUUAUGGUUCAAGGUGGAGAUCCGACAGGUACUGGAAGAGGUGGGACGAGCAUCUACGGCCAGAAGUUCGAAGAUGAAAUCCUCCCCGAACUGAGGUUCACAGGUGCAGGCAUUCUCGCCAUGGCCAAUUCAGGGCCCAACUCGAAUGGUUCUCAGUUUUUCAUGACAUUAGCGCCGACGCCCUACUUGGACAACAUCCACACGAUUUUCGGGCGCGUGAGCUCAGGAAUGCGAGUUCUCCAGCGACUGGGAGCCGUCGCAGUGGACGGCCAGGAUCGACCGCGCGAAGACGUUAAAAUUCACAAGGCUCGUGUCGUUUGA
This is a messenger RNA of Heterobasidion irregulare TC 32-1, 468 nucleotides long. RefSeq lists its product as uncharacterized. Lineage: Eukaryota; Fungi; Basidiomycota; Agaricomycetes; Russulales; Bondarzewiaceae. Gene Ontology annotation, biological process: protein folding; protein peptidyl-prolyl isomerization. The coding region runs from base 1 to 468 and encodes 155 amino acids. Gene Ontology annotation, molecular function: peptidyl-prolyl cis-trans isomerase activity. The transcript is spliced from 6 exons. Gene Ontology annotation, cellular component: catalytic step 2 spliceosome. The record is from RefSeq and is a predicted model, not a curated record.